AUGACACUCUCUCCACAGUGGUCUAACGCCGUUGUGGUCCGCUCAGAGGAUGGAACGAUCGUCCAAACACAACAGAAACGCCCGGCGGCAGGCACUUCGGCGUCUUCCUCUGCAGGUCCACGGCCCAUCAUUGUGCGGCCGCGGGAUCCUCGUCUCUUUACAGCCGCAGCUGCAGCCUCAGCGGCUUCUCAGCAGAACAGCAAUAGUGGCGAUCCUGCGGGAAUCUCCGGUAGCAGUCAUAACAACAGUAGCGGAACACCAUUCCUGGCAUCCCUGUUGGUGGGGCGAGAUGUAGUAGAGACGUUUUGGAUUCCCGAUCCAAAGCGAAAUGAAAUGGGAUUGUUAGAGUCUAUGCAUCGCCGUACGGCGGCCAAUCGCACACAUGUACUGCUGCAAAGUCGACCAUUACCGGAACUACAGUUUAACUUUUCCACUUGUACAGGUGAUAAUAUUGAUCUUUCCCAUGAGGCAUUCCGUCUCUCCAAGACAUCAAUGGCCAUCUUGCAGAUGGAACGUAAUUUGUCUGAUGGAGCUGAAGUUGUCAUGCGGUUUGAUGCCGAUCCUCAUGGGACGACAAGUGGAAGUAACAGCAGCAAUCAUAAUCAUAAUAAUAAUAGUGGUAGUGUAAAUCAAGCACGUUCUCGUCCAGGUGGUAUUUCUGGUAAAGUCUUUAAAGAUCAACUACGGAAUGGUUUACGUUCUCUUCAUGAGGAGGAAUAUUAUCUGGUACGAUAUCGUGAUUACAGUCAAUGGGCAGUGCAGCAGUACAGUGAAAUUGCAAAAAAAGAUCAUUUCUGGGGUAAAAAAUAUGUAGAACAGUGUUUUGCCGUUCACGUGGGAAAAGAACCUGGAGAACUCAUUCCCAUUACAGAGGCACAAUUCCUCUUUGGUGUGGAACUUCUUCAGCGUUAUUUACUGGAACAGGUAGGUAUGAAUACCCCUCAAAAUAUUAAUUACACCUCUUUAAGCAAAGAUCAAUUUCGAUCUCUUGGGGUUAUUCUCGGUGAUGGUAUGCGGCCUGUUGGUGUGGAAGGCGAGGAAUAUCAACGCCAACGUCGUGAAGAAGAAGAAGAAGCGGAAAGAAGACGGGCCGCAAGUGCUAAUGCCAAUAUCUAUGUACCUCCCAGUAUCUGGGAUUGGACUCCAGGGGCUAUAAAGAAACGUAUUAAUCAUCAAUUACAAUCGCAUUAUCAGGCACUUGGACGUUUUGUGGUUCGAAGUACGGUGUUGGCUGUGGGUGUAUAUAUAGUUUGGUCGUAUGUGCGGCGGGCCCUUCCGCAGAGUCCCACUUCAGAUCCACGACCUGUACAAAGAAACCGGCGAAGUAAUAAUUACUAUCCAGAGGAUACAGACGCAUUUACGCCUAGUGGAUUAUUUCGUAGUGUUUUACUGGGUCCAAAGGAAGUUUUUGACUACCUUUUGGCUCCUGCUAAAUAA
Messenger RNA from Trypanosoma theileri, 1437 nucleotides. RefSeq lists its product as uncharacterized. The transcript has a single exon. The record is from RefSeq and is a predicted model, not a curated record. Bases 1 to 1437 code for a protein of 478 amino acids. Lineage: Eukaryota; Euglenozoa; Kinetoplastea; Trypanosomatida; Trypanosomatidae.